AUGGCCCCCACCGCCUCGAGUAGUAACCCGCCAGCGAAGAAAGCUACGGCUGCUCCAGAGAAGAAAUUUAAGUGCCAGUUCUGCAAUCGUGCUUUCAGCAGAAGUGAACAUCGCAGUCGCCAUGAACGAUCACAUACCAAAGAACGACCUUUCAAAUGCUUAAAAUGUCGGAGCACCUUUGUUCGAAGGGAUCUGCUCCUUCGACAUGACCGAACAGUCCAUGCUAAGGAUGGGGGUAUUCCGCUUGUAACGGAGGGCCGUCGACGUGGUGGACAAAAAGCGUCAACAACAUCAAAUGCUCCAUCGAAGCCGUCCAUCACAAUAGACCCUGCCGCUCUGGGACAGAUUGAGGCAAGCAGCGACGGUAUGGUUGACAUUGAAACUGCUGCGAUGUUAAUGACAGACUUCCAACACAAGGCCGCUGCGGCAGCCACCAACCAAAACCAUGGUGACGAUAGUCGCGAUACCUUUUCCCCCGAUCGUGCCGUCAUUCUCGAGCCUUCCGUUGCAUAUCUGUCCGGUAACGCGACCUUGCCCCAGAUGCCCUGGGAUGCUUUCAUGUCGACGCCAGAUAUCAAGUCGCAUUCGAUAUCGUCAAGCCUCACAUCCCAAGACUCCAAUCGCAACCAUCACCACAGAUCCUCUCUCGACAGACAUGCCAUGGGUACCGACGGCCUGACACCUGCAUUACAUUCGCUGGUCAACUCUCUCCCGGUUUCGGGCAACUCGACGCCCAAUGCUCUUUCACCGUUCCCUUCGAUGACUGGCCCCUUGUCCCCGGUAAACUAUCGUCGAUCGCCUGGUCCAAGCCAACCCUUAAAGCAACCCAGAUCUCCCCAAAUUGCAAACGACGCUGAGCGAGAUGCGAUUAUUGAACAUGUCAAGAGUAAUGACGCCGUUGGUUCUCUCCCUGAUACCUUCCAACUACCGUCAACAGCUGCUCUAAAUCGGUAUUUGACUACGUAUUUCAAUCUCUAUCAUCAUCAUCUACCGUUCCUGCAUCAGGAGUCCUUCUCUCCAUCCAAGGUUUCGCCGCCAUUGCUUCUUGCUGUGCUGUCCAUUGGCGCCCUAUACACUUUUGAACGCGAGCAUGCCUUCAUGCUUCAUAUUGGAUCAAAGGUUCUUGUUAAUCAGUUCCUGCAACAUAAAGAGAAUUUCGAUUCGAGAAAAUGUCCCCUCUGGGCAAUGCAAAGCACUCUGUUGAAUAUGAUCUUCGAGAGCUGGAGUGGUGAUCCGAAAGGUCUAGAAUGGACCUGUUCGAUCAAGAGUCUGCUUGCUAAUAUGGUUGCGGGUAAUCGUUACCAGUUGAAACUUCGUAUAGAUGCUCGAGAAGGCGCACGACCAACCCGCGAGCAAUGGAUCGAGGAUGAAGGUUGCCGACGAACUUACUACGCUGUGUAUAUCUUCUUCGGAAUGCUGACACUUACGUUCAAUCAUACACCAGCUAUUAGCUUCGAUGAGAUUGAAUCCUUGGAGCUUCCCUCUUCAGAGUCAAUGUGGAACCUCGAGAUAUCGAAUGAAGAUGCGUGGCGCCGAAGCCUGAACUCAGCCUCGCCUCCUGUCACAGUCCGAGAAGCCCAUGAUAGCCUUUUCCGUGGCGAAUCCUUAAGAUACAGCGCAUUUGCUACUCGCGUAAUGAUCAAUGCUCUUUUCCUCCAAGUCUGGUCCCACAAACGCAGCUUCCAGGCUCUUCAAGAUGUUGUAACCGAAUUUAGGCUACGACUUGCGAUCGAAACUUGGGAGAGCUCGCUUGAGCUGUGUGAACCUGAAACGAUCGCUCCUCCACUCAGUACCCCGCAAAACAGCCACCCGCUAAUCUUCAAUUCAAUGGCUGUUUAUCGGAAUACUCGUGCUCGACUUGAAGUUGAUUUGAAGUCGAUACAAGAGGCCCUUCGAUACCAUUCGUCCUACGAAGUUGCCGCUGCCAUGACUGUCGCCCGUGAGAAAGUCAAACGAUCCCAAGAGAUGAACAAGGUCAUCCAACAAUGCUUUGAAUGCAUUGAAAUAGCUGCCAUUCAAGGCAUCAAUUGGGUUGCGAAAACUUCCGCAACUAAUUGGAGUGUGGAACACCCUCUCUGUGGUUUGGAUAUGAUGGUGAUUCUAAGCCUUUGGCUCUACCGUCUGGAACAUGACGACGAACAGGCCACUGAAGCUGAGAUGGCUAUCUACAACAAAGUGCGGAAUCUCUUCGAUGAUGAUGCUGUUGAUGCCUGCGGGUCGAAUCUCAGCUCUACGGUCGCCCGUGUGUGGGGCAACAUACUGGACGGCGUAGUCGUUUGGGGGAUCACCAAGCUCAUGGGCGAGUCAUUCAAGCUUCACUCGCAGGCUUUGGUGGGAUAUGAGGAUUCAAUGGUGACCAGCAGUUCGGAACACACACUGGACCCCAUGCCCACACAAGGCCUUGCAAGUGUUGGAACAGCAUAUUAA
Messenger RNA from Blastomyces gilchristii SLH14081, 2427 nucleotides. Its product is annotated as C2H2 finger domain-containing protein. The transcript is spliced from 4 exons. The coding region runs from base 1 to 2427 and encodes 808 amino acids. Gene Ontology annotation, cellular component: chromatin. Gene Ontology annotation, molecular function: zinc ion binding; RNA polymerase II cis-regulatory region sequence-specific DNA binding; DNA-binding transcription factor activity, RNA polymerase II-specific. Gene Ontology annotation, biological process: regulation of transcription by RNA polymerase II; DNA-templated transcription. NCBI's taxonomy places the organism in Eukaryota, Fungi, Ascomycota, Eurotiomycetes, Onygenales, Ajellomycetaceae. The record is from RefSeq and is a predicted model, not a curated record.